AUGGCGCUCGCCGCUCGACGCUCGAUGCUACCUCAUCGCGGGGAUCGCGCCGCUCCCGACGGGGCACGCGCGGCUGUGUUCUUGCUCGACCGGAAGCACAGCGGCGCGUUUCCCAUGCAGCGCGGCGACGCCUCCCAGGCCGGCGACGUAUGCGGACACAACGUCGUCAUUGCCACGCUGCCGGUGGGCCAGGUCAAGAAGUACUUUCCCAACCUCUGGUUCGGGCUACUUGUGGGCGUGCCGACCCUCACACAUAGGAAGCGCCCACCGGAUAAUAGACGCACGCGGAUCUGGUACGGGCCGAUCCGGAGUGGCAGCCUCGAGCUGAAGAAGGUGCUCGAGCUCAGCGAUCGCGUCCAGAACCAUGCCGAUACAGGCGAGGAGGGGACCACAUGCCAUACUUGUGGCAAAAAUUCUGCCAUCCUGAAGAACUGCGCACGGUGCUCCCUUUUCUGGGACUGUGGCAAGGCAGUCGACUGGAAGGAGAGAGGCCACAAGGACGAUUGUAAAUUACUCAAAGACCCUGAUCUGCAGGGCUUGUUUCGUCUCGAGUGGGGUAAUUUCGAGGAUUACCAAAAAUUCAGCUGA
Molecule: messenger RNA, 588 nt
Organism: Emericellopsis cladophorae
Lineage: Eukaryota; Fungi; Ascomycota; Sordariomycetes; Hypocreales; Bionectriaceae
Product: kinesin light chain 1
Exons: 3
Coding region: 1-588 (195 amino acids)
Source: RefSeq, a predicted model, not a curated record